AUGACUGGGACAAAGCAACAACAGUCCACGGUUCCAGACUACAUCGAUGGAGCGGCACAAUCGUCACCUAACGACACCUGGGCAAUAGUGCCACGAUCACCUACUGGUCUCGACCAGGGGUGGCAUCAUUUCAGCUAUGCAGACCUUGCAAGGGCAGUUGAUAGUCUGGCAUGGUGGAUUGAGAAGAACUUCGGGGCCGCUCAACAUCAAGGCCAAACAAUUGGUUACAUAGGUGCGAAUGAUCUGCGAUACCUCGUGGUUCUGGCUGCAACAUUGAAGGCGGGAUACGUGCCCCUCUUCACCUCGCCACGAAAUUCCCUCGACGGCCAAAAGUUCCUUGUAGAGAAGACGAACUGUGAGAUCUUCCUUACUACCAUUGAGACAGCAUCACAGGUCGAAGCCAUUCGGGAAGCGAUUCCUCAUCUUAGGGUCUUUCAAGCACCGACAACCCAAGAACUUCUUGACACAAGCCUCUCCGUGUCCCACUAUGCGGGUCGACACAGUCGUGAUGCGGCCGCAGACGCUCUCAUUCUCCAUACUUCUGGCUCAACGGGUCUCCCCAAACCGAUCCGCUUGACCGUCGCAGGACUUAACACGAUACACUCGCAAGCCUCGCUAACGCCAGAAGAUGGAUUUGAGCAAGUCAGCAAACCUUUCCUAGCAGACCGCAGGCCAAUGCUAGCAGCUGUGCCAUUUUUCCACGCAAUGGGCAUCAUUGUCGGACUUCGAUCGCUCAUGUGCAAGGGCACGAUUGUCAGGCUUCCUUCAGAGAAGAUGCUGAGUGCUGGCCUUGUCAUCGAUGUAAUUGAAGCUAUCAAGCCGACUUCAGGUAUCUUCCCGCCAUCAAUACUCGAGGAUGUAUCCACGACCCACAAGGGUAUCGAAGCCCUCGGACAGAUGGAGAACGUCUUCUUUGGCGGCGCACCUCUCGCUGCCGCAAGUGGUGACAAGAUCUGUGAAGUUACGAAUCUUGUGACGAUCAUCGGCAGCACUGAAGCCUUGUUCAUGUGCACUCUGUUACCAUCCGAGCCCAAGGAGUGGGGCUACUUCCAUUGGAGCUCCGUCGCAGGGGCCGUCAUGGAAUCAGCGGAGAACGAUCUAUGUGAGCUCGUGUUGAAGCCGAAGGACAGACAGUACCAAGCCAUAUUCCACACUUUCCCUGAACUCCAGGAAUGGCGGACAAAAGACUUGUUCGCACAGCACCCUUCCAAGCCCUACCUUUGGAAGUACAGCGGUCGACGAGACGACAUCGUUGUACUAAGCAACGGCGAGAAGUUCAAUCCAGUUUUGACGGAGAAGCUGAUCGAGUCGCUUCCACAAGUGAAGGGUGCUCUCGUAGUUGGCCAAGGCAAGUUUCAGGCUGGUCUUCUGGUCGAACCUGAAUGGAGCCAAACUAGCACUCAGGACCCAUCAGCCUUGGUUGACCAUAUUUGGCCGACGGUUGAACAAGCAAACCGAGAGGCGCCUGCUCAUGCAAGAAUCUAUCAAUCGAAGAUUGUCAUCGCCAAACAGCAGAAACCUUUCACAGUAGCAGCCUUCAAGAAUGAGAUCGAAGCCCUGUAUGCCGAUGAAGGAUAUUCCAGCGAUACGAACCAGGGCCCUGACGACGAUGCGGAGUUGACAAGCAAGAUCCAUGCUGUCUUCACUCGUUCUUUGCCCUCUUUUCAGAAGGACACAGCGGAUGACAUCGAUAUCUUCAGCCUUGGUGUCGACUCUCUUGACGUUCUUGCUCUGACCAAUGCGCUGAACAAAGCUAUUCGCGGCGCAAACGUCACUGCGUCAACCAUCUACAGCAACCCUUCUGUCAAACAACUAGCUGACGCUCUGUCUCAAAAUGUGGGCAAGUUGGGUGGGCGCUCAACUCGAGAGGGGAAGAUCGAUAGUAUGGUAAGGAAGUACACGAAAGACAUGGUCCGUCGGGAAGGCUCAACGGACGCAUUGAAACGCCCAUCGAAGCAUACCGUGGUCAUCACAGGCUCGACAGGCAGUCUUGGUACUCACAUGCUGGAGCAGCUGCUCAGAGACCCAAAUGUCGAGAAGGUGUAUUGCCUGAACCGUUCUGACAAUGCAGAAGCUCGACAAAAGGACUCCUUCAAAAAGCAUCACCAUGAUUCGGCCAACUUUAGCAAGGCAGAGUUCCUCAAAACUGAUUUUGGUUCCGACAAAUUCGGCCUGUCUGAGGAAACAUACGCACGCCUUCUCGCCACCGUCACAGUAUUCAUCCACUCCGCGUGGUCUGUCGAUUUCAACCUGUCCCUCGAGUCCUACGAAGCAACGCACAUCGCCGGCACACGACGUGUAAUCGACUUCGCCGCUGCCUCUACCCAUAAAUCCUCAAUCGUCUUCAUAUCAUCCAUUGCCAGUGUCGGGAAUUGGGGUUCGGUUGUGCAGGACGGUUCCGCUGUGCCCGAAACUGUCUCUUCGCUCUUUGACAAUACACUCACGCUACCGCAAGGCUACGGCGAGUCCAAGCACGUCGCAGCUCAGAUAAUCGCAACCGCUUCACACCGUCUAGGCAUCAAGACCGCUAUUGUCCGUGCCGGCCAGCUUGCGGGUCCGAGUACGGAUGCUGGUGGCGCGGCUUGGAACAGGCACGAAUGGCUUCCAAGUCUGGUACAUACGAGUAAGAUCCUGAAGAAGCUGCCUCGUACACUGGGUAAUCAGGAUCGUGUCGACUGGGUGCCGAUGGAUGUCGCGGCGGGAACUGUGAUCGAUGUUGCCACAACACCAGUCUCCGAACCCACACAAGUCUAUCACCUCACCAACCCUCACACAACAUCUUGGAGUCAGCUCUAUCCGGUGAUUCAGACCCAUUACAAAAACACUGGCAUUCACGUUGAGGUCGUGGAGUAUGAUGACUGGGUCAAUGAGCUCAAGCAGAUCCCUCAGACGAAGGAGAAUGCCGAGAAGGUUCCUGGACUGAAGCUGUUGGAUUUUUAUGAGAGUCUGAGACCGGAGACUGGGAUGGGACUGCCUGCUCUGGAAACAAAGAGGACGGAGGAGACAAGUGGGACAUUGAGAGAGGGGAGGACGGUGGAUGAGAAAGUCAUGAGGAAGUGGUUGGGGCAGUGGGCGUUUUAG
This is a messenger RNA of Macroventuria anomochaeta, 3081 nucleotides long. Its product is annotated as acetyl-CoA synthetase-like protein. The coding region runs from base 1 to 3081 and encodes 1026 amino acids. The transcript is spliced from 4 exons. Gene Ontology annotation, molecular function: phosphopantetheine binding. The record is from RefSeq and is a predicted model, not a curated record. Lineage: Eukaryota; Fungi; Ascomycota; Dothideomycetes; Pleosporales; Didymellaceae.